AUGCCGGGUCUCGUCAUUUUCAGCUUCAUUAUCUUGCUUGCGCCCCAGAUUCUACCAGCUUGGGCACAAUCACACGUUCAGAGAGGUCCGGUUUCCUCUCAAUGCAGCAACAACUUCGCAGGGCCAUUGACACCCACCCCAAACCACUCAACAUGCCCACCACUGGUGGACGAUGAAACCGUGCUCCUCACAGGCAGCUGGCACCCUUGGUCCAUACCCCCGACUUGUACGAAGCCAAAGACGAAGGGCAGAUCCAAGCUCUGUUCAUUCACAACCUCAAACCACUGGGCCGGAGGCGGAGUGAGCAUCAUCACGACCCCAGAAGUGGCUGCUGGCGUAGCUAGCCAGCUACACGACCACAACAUCCCCUGGCUUGAGAAAGAGCGAGGGUCUCCGUUCAAGACUGACAGCACGGCGGCACCGUUUGAAGUCAGGGAGCUCUCGGAAAAGGGGCUUGGGGUCGUGGCCACAAAGUUCAUACGCAAGAACCAGGUGUUGAUGCUGGGCCUGCCCAUCAUGUUGCAGAUCAGCAACUCUGGUCCCUGGGGUGUCUACGAUGUCUUGAAGCUGCUUCAUCGGGCGGGAAACCAGUUGCCGCAGAAGGAACAGGGUGAGAUGCUGCGUCUGGCAAGGAAAGGAAAGGGGUACAUCAUAGACGAUAUCAUGAAGACGAACUCGUUUGAUGUCACGGUUGCUGGGGUUUCACAUUCGGGGUUGUACCCGGAGAUUGCGAGGAUAAACCAUGCGUGCAAGCCAAACUGUUUCACUCGAUACUCCCCGAAUACCUUGGUCAUGGAGGUUGUGGCAUACAAGGACAUUCAGCCGGGCGAGGAACUCUCACUAUCUUACACACCCCUGAACGUCCUCUCGACCGACCGCCGGGACAUGCUCAAAUUCUGGGGCUUCAACUGUACCUGCGCGCUCUGCAACGACCCCGACGCCAUCAAGACCUCCGACCGCCAGCGCACUCGGAUCCAGGAUAUCCUCAACGAGCUGGACGAUCCCAAGAACCACACGCCCGGAAAGGUGCGCGCAGCAACUGCCGAGGUGGAGGACUUGGUAGCCAAGGAAGGCAUGACAGGCCAAAUAGGGGACUUGUAUAGCAUCAUUGCCAACGUCUACUUGACCAUGGGUGAAAUGGAACUGGCCAGAAGCUAUGGCAAGCUCGCCAUCACAUUCCUGCGCCAGUAUGCUGGGUUUGAUAGCCUCCGGACUCAGGGGGCCAUGGAGUUUAUGGUUAGGUUGGAAAAAUUGGGACCGGAAGCUUGGCAGCGGACGAGGUGA
Molecule: messenger RNA, 1284 nt
Organism: Canariomyces notabilis
Lineage: Eukaryota; Fungi; Ascomycota; Sordariomycetes; Sordariales; Chaetomiaceae
Product: SET domain-containing protein
Exons: 5
Coding region: 1-1284 (427 amino acids)
Molecular function (GO): protein binding
Source: RefSeq, a predicted model, not a curated record